AUGACACCUUCCACCCCACCAAGGUCCAGAGGCACUAGGUAUCUCACACAGCCCAGUGGCAAUACUGGUUCCAAUGGAAUAAUGCAACCUCAAAGGACCCCUCAAAAGCCUUCACAGAAUCUGGUCCCUGUUACUCCUUCAACUACCAAGCCCUUCAAAAACGUGCCAUUACUAGCACCUCCCAACGCAAACAUGGGUAUGGCCUCGCCAUUUAAUGGGCUCACUUCACCUCAACGCUCGCCGUUUCCGAAAUCUUCAGUAAAGAGAACUCUAUUUCAAUUUGAAAGUCACGAUAAUGGAAUAGUAAGGGAGGAGCAGGAACCAUUCGACCAUGUAAAUAGAAUACUGUUUCCAAGGCAGCAAGAUGCAGAUAUAGGUGAAGAUGAAGAUGAAGAUGAACAAGUUCUCCUCCCCCCCAGUAGGCCUACUUCUGCUAGGCAGCUACAUUUCCCACUUGAUAGAGGCCAACCUGAUCAGGCGUAUAGAAAGAAGAUUAUUAAAGACGUGCCUGGUACACCCAGCGACAAGGUGAUAACGUUUGAGUUAGCCAAGAAUUGGAACAACGAUUCUCCGCGGAACGACUUCAGUAGUCAAGAGAGUGAAGACGAAGAAGAUGACAUCAUCAAGCCAGUACAGGUGAACAAGAACCCCUUUGUAUCGGAUGAACUGAUUACCCAGGAAAUUAGAAAUGAACGUAAAAGAGCGUUGUUAACGGAGAACCCUGAUAUAGAAGAUGUUGUAACGUAUGUCAAUAAAAAGGGAGAAGUGGUAGAGAAACGAAAGUUAACAGAUGAGGAAAAAAGAAGAUUCAAACCAAAAGCGUUAUUUCAAUCUGGGGAUCGAGAGCAUUAG
Molecule: messenger RNA, 852 nt
Organism: Saccharomyces mikatae IFO 1815
Lineage: Eukaryota; Fungi; Ascomycota; Saccharomycetes; Saccharomycetales; Saccharomycetaceae
Gene: SIC1
Product: cyclin-dependent protein serine/threonine kinase inhibiting protein SIC1
Exons: 1
Coding region: 1-852 (283 amino acids)
Source: RefSeq, a predicted model, not a curated record